Oncorhynchus mykiss (rainbow trout) is the source of this 1394-nucleotide messenger RNA. The record is from RefSeq and is a predicted model, not a curated record. NCBI's taxonomy places the organism in Eukaryota, Metazoa, Chordata, Actinopteri, Salmoniformes, Salmonidae.
AAAUGGAAUAUGAAGAAGAGUAUGAGGAUGUUACCAUGAACCAAAAGUUGGCUCCGAAGACGAUGGAGGCAGACACCACAGAGAUUCUGAACAAUUUACUCAAGGAAUACGAUAAGAAACUACGGCCAGAUAUUGGAGUUAAACCAACGGUCAUAGAUGUGGACAUCUAUGUGAACAGCAUUGGACCGGUGUCAUCCAUAGAUAUGGAAUACCAGAUCGACAUCAUCUUUGCCCAGACGUGGACAGACAGCAGGUUGAGCUACAACAGCACCAUGAAUAUCCUGACCCUGAACAGCAACAUGGUGGGACUCAUCUGGCUCCCCGACACCAUCUUCAGGAACUCCAAGAACGCUGACUCGCAUUGGAUUACAACACCCAAUCAGCUGCUCAGGAUAUGGAACGACGGAAAGAUACUCUACACGCUAAGGCUGACCAUAAAUGCAGAGUGCCAGUUACAGUUGCAUAACUUCCCCAUGGACGAACACUCCUGCCCACUCAUCUUCUCCAGCUAUGGCUACCCGAGAGAUGAAAUGAUCUACAAGUGGAGGAAGAACUCCGUGGAGACAUCCGACCAGAGGUCCUGGAGACUCUAUCAGUUUGACUUCAUGGGACUACGCAACACCUCACACAUAGUCAAGACAACAGCAGGUGAUUACAUAGUGAUGACAGUGUUCUUUGACCUGAGCAGAAGGAUGGGCUACUUCACCAUCCAGACCUACAUCCCAUGUAUCCUCACCGUGGUGCUCUCCUGGGUCUCCUUCUGGAUCAAGAAAGACGCCACACCAGCCAGAACAGCUCUAGGGAUAACUACGGUGUUGACCAUGACCACUCUGAGCACAGUGGCAAGGACGUCACUUCCCAGGGUUUCCUACGUGACGGCCAUGGACCUCUUCGUCACUGUGUGUUUCCUGUUUGUGUUCGCUGCGUUGAUGGAGUAUGCCACACUCAACUACUAUUCAUACGGUGCCAGCCCAAGACCCAGACCACGGAACACCCAGAGAAUGAACUACUCCGUGUUGGAAGUGGGACCUGCCCCUACGGUGAUCAAGUUGAACAACUCCACGUAUAACAACCUAUACUGGCAGGAAUUUGAGGACGCCUGUGUCUAUGAGUGCCUGGACGGGAAGGACUGCCAGAGCUUCUUCUGCUGUUACGAUGAGUGUAGAGGAGGCGGAUGGAGGAAAGGACGCAUCCACAUAGAUAUCCUGGAGCUGGACGCUUAUUCCAGGGUCUUCUUCCCCACAUCCUUCAUUCUGUUUAAUGUAGUCUACUGGGUCAGCUAUCUGUACCUUUAGCAGGCUGUACUGGAAGGCUAUGUAUACCUUCAGCAACCCGGAGAGAGAGAGAGAGAGAGAGAGGUGCCAUGGACAUUAAGACCAGAGAGAGAGAGAGAG